Molecule: messenger RNA, 3912 nt
Organism: Kockovaella imperatae
Lineage: Eukaryota; Fungi; Basidiomycota; Tremellomycetes; Tremellales; Cuniculitremaceae
Exons: 8
Coding region: 56-3826 (1256 amino acids)
Biological process (GO): activation of GTPase activity; nucleocytoplasmic transport
Cellular component (GO): cytosol; nucleus; perinuclear region of cytoplasm
Molecular function (GO): GTPase activator activity; small GTPase binding
Source: RefSeq, a predicted model, not a curated record
CCCACAACGUCACAGCAACUGAUGAAGGUCGUGCUUGAUCCCAACUACAAUCAACAUGAGUGCUGCUGAAGACGAGACAGGGGAGAAGGUCUCAGGGGUCAUAUCGUCCUCACCAGACGAUAUCGGGUCAAUACCGGUCAUGGUGGAUUCCGAAAAGCCAGAUCAGCCAGAUAUCACCUCUAAAGUCAGUGAUUCAGAGCGGUCAGACGACAACGUCGCAGUCAAAUCGAAAGCCGAGGUCCCAACCGCAGAGGAUUCAAAGCCGCCCGUAGAUUCGCAGGAUCCCAAAGAGGCUACGGGGUCUCAAAAUGCGCCCGCUCCGGCGGCUGCUCCUGCUCCGACCCCAUCCAAACGACGCCCGAAUCCUCCAACUAAAGGCAUUCUCAAGCCUCCACCACCACCUGCCAAACCUACUCUCGGGAACAGGCUCAGAGACAUCGUCACUGUCGUUGGAGGCGGAGCCAAGUCUCUCUUCGAUGCUCCUUUCGACCCGGAGUCUCAAAACAACGCCAAUGGUCCUCACACAGCUGGUCCGAGCACCGUAAGCUCUACAUCUGGGCAGAGCGUUUCGGCCAGUGCAGUAGGGGGAGCUCUCAAUGCCUUAUCUGGACGAUUGGGAUUAGGAAUAAGUAGGCUCGUAGCUGGCGCAAGUGGUACACCCGUCGCAUCCCCAGCCCAUUCUACCAGCACCUCGAACGAUGUCACUCCCGUGGGAUCGCCAGGUCCGUCCCGUUCAAUCAGUCUGCCGGAUCCUCGAAGCAGUGUCGACAAGGGCAAACGGAAAGAUCUCAAGAGGGCUACCUUCUUGCUCCCGAGUUUAAGUAUCACGUAUCCCAUAAGUUCUCAAGGAGAGCCUUGGAGCGAGAAAGUUUUGCUAGAGAGGCAAAGUAUCGAAUCAGCGCAUCGAUCGCUCUUGCAUUCGUCCACUGGUGCCCAGUAUUGGACCUCGCAGCGUCUUGUUGCCUUGUAUGAAAGUGCUUGUAAAGGGAGGGAAGAACGUCCCAGGGUGGGAAUCGUCCGAGCCUUAGAGGUGUUCCCGAGCCCUCCCAGACCCAGAACGCUACAUAUCAUCCUACGACCAUUUGAUCCCACCGCGCCACCUCUUCCUCAUCCUGCACCCUACACUCUGGAGACGCCUCUCAAUCGCCACGCUGCAGAAGCUCUGGCCGAUGUUUUGUCAGUCGAGUGCGGUUUGGCAGACAUGCGCUUGGAAGCUGGAGCGCUAGAUGGAGACGAUGCUUUGAAAGCAAUUUUACAUGCUUUGUUAGUCAGCGGGACGCUACCGACUUUGAGUCUUGCUGGAAAUAGGAAGAUCAAGGCGGCAGGUUGGAGGCUGUUGGGAAUCUUUUUGAAACGGGCUCAUGCUUUGCGGUAUCUGGAUUUGUCGGAAACGAAUUGGGAUCGGAAAGGCGUCGAAUACCUUAGCCAGGCUCUCAACGCACAUCGCUCAGCGGCAUCACAGCUGCCACUCGAGACACCCGACAAGGCGCAAAGAGUACUGGGCAUGAGGGAACGGGCACGAUCGGAGCCUGUAAACGCGACCAUCCUGCUAGAUGAUGCUGCGUCCCUCUCAGAGUCAGAGAGCGUUGUUGCUGCAGAAGCAGCCUCGGUGUACGGAAGCUUCAUGCCGCCGGCCCCACUGCUGAAGUCUUCGGGCGGAUACGAAGGCCCGUCCUCUUUACAAACUUUACGAAUGGACGGAUGUGGUUUCAGAGGCGCGGUUCUGGAGGCUUUGGCCCAAGGUAUUCGUGCAUCGGAUCUUCGAAAUGUCUCUCUUCGGCGAAACAAGAUCGGUUCCCUGGGUGCCGUGGCUUUGGCUCUCAUGAUCCGCGAUUACCCCGAUUCUGCCAUGUCCAUGUCAUCCUUCUCUCCUGGACUCACAGCGUCCGUCUCGAACUCGUCCCUGGCGUCCUUUGAUCAACAACUAAGUCCCUCGCCGUCGCCAAUCCCUCAAUCACGACAACGAAGACCACCUGCAUCGCCACUCAAGGAAGAAAUUGCAUUGCCUCCCAGUCCGAGUUUGUCACACAAUAAUCAAGUAUUGCAGAAUCAACAUCUAUCAAACGGCAAGACUACACAUGCGGCAAAGUCUGCGCUACCGGUUCCCAAUGCCUCUUCAAGGGACGUGAAUCAAUCUGGAGUGAACACAGUACCUGUGGAAGGAAAGUUGUCGCAUGCCGAGUUUGGAGGCGCGAGCAUGGCUCUGCAGAGGAGUGUGCGUGCCUUGGAUGGAGUCGAGCGGAUCGGUAGAUUGUUGACCUUGGACCUCAAAGGCAAUGAGAUUCGAAAUGGCGUCGGGUAUAUCGCUCAGGUCCUGAAACGCAAUCGAACGCUCAAGGUCUUGAACCUCAGCGAGAAUCGCAUUGAACCGGCGGGUCUCGUUGCACUCGCUGAGUCUCUAAAGUAUAACUCCACCCUGGAGACUCUGGACCUGAGUUCAAAUCCAUGCUGUGGACCGACCUUCGAAGGCAUAAGCGCACUUCGCUCCGCUUUCACUGUCAAUACCUCACUGAAACGCUUAUUCCUAUCGGACACCGGUCUAGCCAAUGAUGGUGCCAUCGCAUUGGCUGAGUUCCUACCCGAAUCGAAAUCUCUACUUCAUCUUGAUCUGAGCUCAAACCCUAUGAUCGAAGCUGCCGGUGUCAUGGCACUAUCGGUUGGCUUGAAAUCCAACACGAUGAUCCGAUGCCUUGAUCUCUCCAUUGCGCCAGACCAAACUGAAGUCGCCGAGCUAUCUCAAAAAAUUCUUCAAAUUUGUAUCCGAAACACUGAGCUCGCUGCCUCUCGAUUUGAAGGUCGAGCCGAGCUCAUCUGGGGACCGAUCAAGAAGAGUAGCCUCGUACAUGACAUCAAACGAGCCGAUGAUGUUCGAGCCGAGACGGAACGGAUCGAGCAGGCAGUCUCGCCGGAAGGUCUGGCCCGAGAGUAUAUUUAUACUCUCAGACAUGAAAAGGUCAUACCGGUCACCAAGAGCACAAUUGUCGACUUAGAGAAGUGGUAUGCCGCUGGUAAGGCCGCGUCUGCCUCUGGCUUCACAGCAUGGCAACCUGGUCAACUUCCUAACGAGGACUUUCAACCACUGGUAGAGAGGGGUAGAGCGCUCCGUGACAGACUUGUCGAGGUCAUCCAGGUGUCUUCGGACGAGGUGUUGGAGGAUCUGCUUCAGCUCAAUGAUAGGCUGAGCAAUCUGGUCGAGAGAUCCAAAGGGUUCAAACCGCCUCCGAGAUUACUCUUACCAUCUCAAGUCGUAUCGCCUGAUCGUCAAUCGACCCUGUCACCGCAUCGUAAUCGAUCAACGUCAGGAGCCAGAAGACACAUGCGAAUAUCCAGCCUCGAGAUCUCUUCACCGAAUUUCUCCAUCGGCGAUUCAGACAACGAUAGUGAUGCGGAAGAGCUGGAUCCGGAGACGAUCAACAGUACACCUCGUCCUGUGUCGAAGUUUAAUGCACGGAGAGGAGACGCGGAAGCUCCAGUGACUCCCAAGACUCCGGAGAUUUCCGGAUCAACUGCUGGAGCGUCUGCAACCCUUGUCGAUCUGGAUGAAACGGGUGGACAAGAGUCUGCCCGAUCGUCUGAGGAAGUUACGAGCCCUGUUGAGCGAGUCAGUCGGGCAUGGGUAGAGGAGGAAGGUGAAAUCUUCAGAAAGGGUACGAGAUUGAGAGUCGUAGAGGAUGAAGAGGAGAAUGAUGUAUCUGGAGAAGAUCUGAGACAGGAGAUCCUCGAUACACCAGUCGCACGUAGUCCGACGAGACGUGUUCUGUCUGUGGAAGAGAGUGAACGAACAUCCGAUGACGAUCAACCAAAACUUGCGGAUGGUGACGAAUAGGGAAAGGAGACGAGGACGUAACGACCAUGUUGUUUGGAGGUAUGACGGCACGAUCACGGUUAUGCAUUGUUUCUACGCCAGGUGAC